GUGUGUGUAAACAUUUGGAAAUAACUUUUUUCAUACAAAAAUGCCUAAAUCAUACAUUUCAUUGAUUGGAAAACAAAUGAAACUGUGCCGACGUGAAUAUUUCAUCAUGUCUUCAGGCACAGCCACUAAAAAUGGAACCGUCCAAGGAUUAGCUGCCAAGGCGCCAUGGACGGACGAACAAGGCAUCGCGGUAAAAAUAUACGAGGGUGUGGUGACCACCUUGGAGAUAUUACUGCUGCUUGUCAAAAUGUGGGUGUCAUGGAUAUACGCCAUGUACCAGCUCGUCGUACCACCCGUGCCGAAGAGUGUCGAAGGAGAGGUUAUUCUGAUCACAGGCGCCGGCCACGGCAUGGGCCGCGAGGUGGCGCUGAGGUUCGGGAAGCUGGGAGGAGUCAUCGUGUGUGUAGAUAUUAAUGCCGCCGGCAACCAGGAAACCGUGGACGCCAUCAAGGCUAACAGAGGGAAGGCGCACCGAUAUGAGUGUGACGUAACAGACAGCAAAGCGGUGACCGCAUUGGCGGAGCGCGUGCGCCGCGAGGUUGGUGACGUCACGAUGCUGGUCAACAACGCCGGGAUCAUGCCCUGCAAGCCUCUGUCGCAGCACAGCGAGAAGGACAUCAGGACCAUGAUGGAAGUCAACGUUAUGGCGCACUUCUGGAUGCUCCAGACCUUCCUGCCAUCAAUGAUGGAGAAGAACCACGGCCACAUCGUAGCCAUGUCCUCGAUGGCUGGCAUGCUUGGCCUCCGCAACUUGGUGCCGUACUGCGCGUCCAAGUUUGCAGUUAGAGGCAUGAUGGAAGCUCUGCAUGAGGAGUUGAGGGAGGACUCUAAGGAUUAUAGUGGAAUCAAAAUCACCGUAAUCUGCCCAUACAUUGUGGACACGGGCCUGUGCAAAAACCCCAAGAUCCGCUUCCCCACACUGAUGAAGAUCGUCACGGCUGACGAGGCGGCAGACAACAUCGUCGACGCCGUGAGGAGGAAUUACUCCGAAAUCACCAUUCCUAGCUCCUUAUUCUAUGUUAACUCGUUCCUACGACCGCUGCCUAAAUGUGUCCCACUUCAUCUCAAAGACUUCUUGGACUCUGGUUUGGAGGCUCAAUAAUUAAAUUAAGUGUUGAUUAAGUUUAAAUGAGACUUCAGCUAACAAGCUCAAAUACAUUUAUAAACUUCAAGUAAGGUACUCCUCUUUGUCCAAUGUGCAUUACCUCACUAUCUCAAUGCUCUAUAUCUUUCUCACAAAAUGUGAGACGCAAAUAUUUAGACAUUGGGCCAAAAUAUUGGACAGAUGGAAUACCAUACCAUUCUAAGACAAAUAAAUGAUGCCAUCAACUAUUUGUUUAAACUAUUGGUGUUGGAGUUGAUAAUAUGGAUCGUAAAUAUCGUGAUAGCAACGUUAGAUGAUAACUGGUACUGUAAACCUCAAUUGCUUUAGCUCUAGGAGGAAGCAAUGACCCAUAGAAUUGUACCUAUUUAAAUAUCAAGGCCUUGAAACUACCAUUACGGUGGAGUAUGUUUAAUUUUUUGCAUAAAUUUCUUCAAGAAAGCAACAUAAUCAACUUUGGUAACAAAUCAAAUUAUUUUUAUCAAAUAUUUUGAUUAGCGUUUUUAAGUAGUCACAAAUAAAUACUAUAAAUAAUUAAGUAUAAACUGACAUAUAUAUAGAUGUCAUAUAUUACCUACAGAAAAAGUGACGAAGCCCUCCAGAGGUGGCCAGUUCAUAUCUGGCCUUCACUAUGUAAUGUAUUGGAGGGCUUCCUUACUUUUUCUUUUAUAUAUGACAUCUAUAUCAGUUUAUAAAGCAACAUACCAUUAGCAACUUUACGGGGUUACUCUUAGAGCUACAAUAAGCACGAUUUAGCACGAUAUACAUCUGAGCGUUAUUCUUAUAGAACCAAACAUGACUAUAAUGGGUUCUCACGAACCAUAUUUUAAGUUAAACUCUAGGAUAACGUAUGGUUGGAUAUUAUUAACUGAUAUUAUGUGUGAUGUGAUUUUUUUUAAAUAGCACGUUCUGGAAUAAUUUCAAAGAAAGACUAUAUAAGUUACUUAUAAAUUACUAUGCAAAGUUUUUAACUAACUUUCAAAUACCAGUGAGUUAAUUGUGUAACAUUAGUGAUAUAAAGGUUAAUUGUGAUGAAAUGUGGUAUUUGUUUCGAAUUUUUACAUGAAGCUUUAUGGCUCUUCUCACUCACUGUCACUGUGUGUCUCACUUUCAUAAAAAUGAAAUGAAAAAUUCUACCACCGACAUUAAGAAUCUUAAACAAAUCACAUUAUAGCAUUUAGUAUAAUGAAAUGGGUCCAUUAAUGUAUGUAUUUAUAAUGUUUAGAAACGUCGUACCUACACAUAAGUAUAUCUGUAAUUUGUGUUGUCGGAAGUCAUACAUCAUAAAUACAAAAUAACAUAAUGAAUACAUCAUGAAGAAGAUAAGAGUGAUAUUUAUUUAAUUACACAAACGGGUCUACCGCGAUAUAAUUUCAUUGUUUGACCAAUGACCACAGAUUGACCAGUCUUUCCGUGACCACAGCUGGUGCAACUCAGCUGAAACAUAGGAAUUUAAGGUAAAAACAAUGUAAUUAUGUCGCGGUAGACCCGUUUGUGUAGUUAAAUAUGCGUACAAAACGCGAGAGUUUAAAAUGUUAUAAGAGUGAUAUUAUUUAGUGCCUUAGAUGGCCCGGUUGUAAGUACCUAAUUAAUUGUUAUAAUUGUUUGUUUGGGCAUAAGUAGAUAUAUAGCAAUAAGAUAUUAAUUAACUAUCAUCACAAGAAUCAAUUAUUUUUGUAUAUUAUUCCAUAGCAAUAUGUCAAAGUAUAUAUAUGCAAUAAUAGUAUACUUAUGUGGGUAUGUGUAUGAUGUGCCAUGUGACUUGAAAUAUACAGGGCGUAACAAAUAUAGUGGGAAUUCGUUUAAGGGUAUAUCGGUAUCGUGUUCUGAUUAGGAAAAAGUAGAAGAAAAAUUCCAUCAAAAAGCCAAUUUUUCGCGUUAAUUAGAUUUUCCUUCUACUUUUUCCUGAUUGGAACACGACACCGAAUAUGCCCUUAAACGGAUCCCAACAAUUUUUGUUACACAUUCUAUAAAAUAGGAUAACUUUGGAAGUAAAGAACGAACCAUUUGGUAACAAUUUUACGGGUUUAUCAACUUUCUUAAGAUGGGAUACGCAAUGGAUGAAACGCACAAUAGAAAUAUUUUUACAGUAGGUACAUAUGGUCCUAUUUUCCCGCACUAGUGCGUAAAAUAGCACUUUUCGUGCGAUGUCCAAAGUUUAAAGGGCCAUAUUGACUGUAAAACGUUGUACGAUACACGUGCGAAUAGGUAAUUCGCAACUCGUGUCGAUUUAAAACACUCCCUUCGGUCGUGUUUUAAUUUAUCGCCACUCGUUUCGAAUUUCCUCUUUUUCGCACUUGUAUCGUAAAUAACUAUUUACUUACAAUUUUGUCCUAGCUUGCCUUAUUAUUUCAACAAAAUUACUUUUUAUUUCUAAAGUGAUAUUUGUUUUUAAUCACUUGUAAAUAACGUUGGUCAAGCAGAUCUUGUCAGUAGAAAAAGGCGGUAAAUUUGAAAAACGUAGGCGCGAAGGGAUAUCGUCUCACAGAAAAUUUUAAUUUCGCGCCUUUUUAUACUGACAAGAUUUGCGUGACCAUCUAUAGAUAAGUUAGGGUUUGUAUAUUAGUUUUGAAUGGGAAUUUUAAUAUACAAGUAGAAGAAAAUUAAAAA
Molecule: messenger RNA, 3712 nt
Organism: Cydia fagiglandana
Lineage: Eukaryota; Metazoa; Arthropoda; Insecta; Lepidoptera; Tortricidae
Product: 17-beta-hydroxysteroid dehydrogenase 13-like
Exons: 8
Coding region: 41-1102 (353 amino acids)
Cellular component (GO): lipid droplet
Molecular function (GO): oxidoreductase activity, acting on the CH-OH group of donors, NAD or NADP as acceptor
Source: RefSeq, a predicted model, not a curated record